CAAAAAAGAACAGUGUGCAUGCUGCUCAAGGGCGAGCCGCCGCCGGCACAGAUGGAGCCCACAACCUCCAUGGACCACAUUAUACUCGUGCUUGCGCUGGCCAUGCUCGUGGCAAUGCUGCAGUCCAUGUCCACCUACUUCAGUCUCGUUGUGAUGACAGUUCUGGCAGUUGGGUGGCGAUUGGCCGCUCAGUCGCACUCUCGGAGUUCUAGCGCUUCCAGACCUUGUACACCACAUCCUGAUAUGUCGUCAAAUCUCCCACCUGAUCAAGAGUCUGCGUCUCGUAUGACAGGGAUUCCUGUGAACGACGACGUCUGUCGUGGCCUGGAUACACUGAUGGUCCUCGACGAAUGCAGCAGUACGAACCGCAGCAUCGCCAUCAACUCGACGAUCCCGGUUCCGAUUGAAAACAAAUUUUUCCAAGGCCACGUGUUGUUUCUCGUCAGGACGGCCCGUCCCAACUCGACAUGGGAGCACUUGUUUGCCGGGCGAAGGCGAAACUUUUGGAUCCAGGUGCAAGGCAAGUUCAAAUGCCCCCCACGUGGGUCGAUUUUCAUGGGCGGUGAAUUGCCGCAUCCCGUGUCGGUGGGGUUUCUCGCGCGGAGUUUGGCACGUGUCGUAGCUGGCAUCAUGCGCCGAUUCCUCGGUACGACGCACGUUGGGUUCGGCGACCACAUCGAGCGGCCGCAUUGCGUCUUUCCGCUCUACCAGACUGUGGAUGAGAUGGUAGUGACGUCUCACGGCGCAGCGCCUCCAACGCUCGGUCAAGUUCAUUUCGGCGAAUCUCCCGUCGCCCGGCAACGGCGCCGGCUGACGCCGCUCGGGACGGAAUCGUUCCACGUGAACUCUACGUACACGUUCCAGUUUCACACCAUGUACGUCGACUUGGCCAAGUGGACCAUCGUGAACGUUCCAGGCAUGCAAGACGUGCAUUUAACAACGUUUUUCAAGCAAGUGCCGCUGCACCUGACGUGCUACGACGUUGAGCCGACGCCAAAACACGACCACGCAUCCAAGCAAUACCUGUUUUGUUUUUCCGUGCACUGGACGCCUCCAUCUACAACGACCGGUCUGCCCAUACCAUCCUCUGCAGCCAGACCGCAAUCACCCACAACACUAGUGCCACAGCCUACCUCCAUGAGAUCACCCUCCAACACACGAAGCCGUCCGCCCGCCGCCACCACCACUCGAUCCACCCCUGCCGCACUCUGUAUCCCGUAUUGGCUCGAACGUCUCGACCACACCAAGACGCGUAUCGUUGUCUAUCUGGCUCGUGAUUUGCCUUCAGACACCCUCGCGUCCAUGGCACGGCAGCUGCAUGAACUGCCGGCCAAGAUGCUUCGAUCACAUUUCUCGCAACUCUCCAACCUGAACGCAAAGUCCAAACUCGCGCGGUACAACGUCAUCGACGCCAACCGCUUGCUCGUCCAAGCCAGCGACGUCGACGCGAACGUCGUGGCUCGUUUGGCCGAGCCGUUCGCGUGGGUGCCUGCGUCUGCGUCGUCGCUCGGAGUAAAACUCCACCAAUUGGACGGACAACCCACUGGCGGCGUCGUCUUGCAGCAGCAAGUGGUGCGUGCGAUCUCGGACUCGCACCUUCGACAAGAGUACAUGGUCCUCACCCACACGGCGCUGCACUUCUUUCGAACGUAUUCGUCCGCUCCGUGCGCGAGCAUUCCGCUGGAGCAUAUAGUCGCCGUGUCGCAGUGGACACUACCCCAUGGAGAAGGACCCGCUUUCAACCAUGGUAUCCACGUCCAUACGACACGAGGGCACGCAUAUCUGUGCCUUCCCACCGCUUCUGCUCAAACCGAAUGGCUGCGAGGCAUUGCAACCUACCACGAGCGGCGCCAGGUCGAUAGCUACGUACCAAUGCGAAGCCCAUGGAACGACCUUGUGCCGGCAAGUCGCCCUGGUAUCCUCAACACGUUUCGUUUGUUCCGCCCAUUCACUCCAGAGCCAGCGCUGCCCCAAGCAUCACCAGCGCAUGCAACGCUCCCCAUGGCUUUGAUGGAUUGCAUCGAGACGUCCUUUGCCGCCAUCGAGGCGGCCAACGUGGUGGAAGCUACAACGACCGGCGGUCGCGACUACGAGGCACAACUUCAAAGCGUUGUUGCGUUCCUGGAGACCGUCGCGUCCCUCCAGUGGGUCGACCCGUCGACUUUGACAUCGCCGGACGACCGAGUCGCGUUUUACUUGAAUGUGCAUAGCGUCCUGGCAUGGCAUAUGCGACAAAUCGACACGAUGGGCCACUCCACCAAGCUACCCCAUGGGUGCACAGCUUGCUACCGCAUCGGGUCCGACCAGGUCAUGACGUUGCCAGCGAUGCAAGCUGCCGCGCUGCGCUUUCGCCACGCAAACGCCACCGACACGACGUUGCAGGUGCCGGCAGACUUUCGCGUUCGACUCGCGCUCCACAUGACGACGUCGACGCUGCCACGAUUCGACCCGCGCCGCGUCCAGUACCAACUGAAUGCGCUUUGCACGCGAUUCCUCCGCGAAACCGUGUCGACCGACGUCCCACGGCACAGCAUUCAACUGCCAAGGCGAUGUCGCGAAUUCCGCUUUGAUUUUGGACCAAACGGCACCGGCAUUGAGUGUGCGAGGAAGGUGUUGGGGUUUUUGCACGACUCGUGUGCAGCAGACAUGCAAACGAUCCUCCUCGCCCACGACGAAGCGCCCGUGGACGUGCAGUACGUCGACGAUGGCCACGUUGUCGUCGAGGGCGCCUUGCCCAUCGAGUCGUAAGCACCAAAAUAGUUAGCAACACAGGUUUUCGAUGGGACAGCGGAAGAGGGCGUGGAUACAUCAAGCUGCGGCCGCAAAGACAUGCACCCAGACCACGCGAAAUGUUUGAGGCUCCACGGAGGAUGCCGCAGCAAUCUGAUGAAGUGGAUGGUCUUUGGGAGCGACGCCACCGUCCGU
Aphanomyces invadans is the source of this 2925-nucleotide messenger RNA. RefSeq lists its product as hypothetical. NCBI's taxonomy places the organism in Eukaryota, Oomycota, Saprolegniomycetes, Saprolegniales, Verrucalvaceae. The record is from RefSeq and is a predicted model, not a curated record. The transcript has a single exon. Bases 19 to 2748 code for a protein of 909 amino acids.